AAUUGACGACGGCUUCACUGAAUCAGCUGCAAUGGAGCAUGCAAGUCGUGAAAGCGGGGACGCGGGCAGUCCUGUGGCUUCACCUGCGGCUCCAGCUCCGGCUCAACGCGAGGCUGCGACUGCGGCUCUCCUGGCCGCCUUGAAUCCACCGGGCACUGCCGAGAAUGUGUGGGAUGGCAUCGAGUACAGCAGCGAUGCUCGGAAACCGGAGCAUCACAACUUGAAAUUCAGGAUUCCUUCGGACUCUACCGUCCCGAGCAGCAUCGACGGCGUGGAGUUCGAGCUUUGGCCUUAUCACUGCGACACGUGCGGCUUCCACUUCGACGUUCAGUGCCGCACCAAGAAGGCAGCACACGAGCACUGGCCCAACGCUGGCAUUUAG
Dermacentor silvarum is the source of this 382-nucleotide messenger RNA. RefSeq lists its product as uncharacterized. Bases 32 to 382 code for a protein of 116 amino acids. Lineage: Eukaryota; Metazoa; Arthropoda; Arachnida; Ixodida; Ixodidae. The transcript is spliced from 3 exons. The record is from RefSeq and is a predicted model, not a curated record.